CACAUCUGAGUCUUGAUAUAAAAUUUAAAAAAAAACUAUUGAUUUUGAAAGUGCGGAAGAAUAAUUAUAAAUAUGCCACAUGUUUUAUUAAAGUUGUUUACUUUGUGGUGUUUUGGAUUUUCAGUAAUUGUAUGUCUUGAAGAUAUACUUGUUAUUGAUGGACAUAACGAUUUACCAUGGAAUAUAUAUUCCAAACUGGGUUUAAAUUUAUCUAAUUAUGAAUUCACUAAAAACUUAACCUCUGAUCCUGUAUGGGGACGUGAAAAUUGCAAAUCUUGUCAUACGGAUUUGCCAAGAAUGAAAGCUGGAAAAGUCGGUGCACAGUUUUGGAGUGCUUAUGUUUCAUGUAAAAGUAGUUAUAAAGAUGCAGUUGAAUUGACUAUGGAAAUUAUAGAUUUGAUUCAUCGAUUUGUUGAAAAAUAUCCACAGCAUUUAGAAUUUGUUACAACUUCACAAGGUAUCUUAAAUGCUUUUCAAGCUGGAAAAAUUGCCAGUUUAAUUGGAGUAGAAGGUGGCCACUCAAUCGAUUCCCGCUUAGGUAUACUUCGUAAAUAUUAUCAAUUAGGCGUGAGAUACAUGACAUUAACGCACUCAUGUAAUACACCAUGGGCUGAUGCAAGUCCAGUCGACGCAGACCCAAGUGCCCCAAACCAUGCAGGUUUAACUGAUUUUGGCAAGAAAGUAAUUUUAGAAAUGAAUCGAUUGGGAAUGCUAGUCGAUAUAUCUCAUGUGUCACGUCGUGUUAUGGAACAAGUAUUAGAAAUUUCAUUGGCUCCGGUAAUAUUUUCACAUUCAUCAGCGUAUGCAAUUAAUGCGCAUCAUCGAAAUGUUCAAGAUGAUAUCUUAGGAAAAUUGGUAGUGAACAAAGGUAUUAUAAUGGUGAACUUUUAUGCAGGAUUCGUAGCAGCUGACCCUCAAAAGGCUACAAUCGAUACUAUUAUUGAUCAUAUCAAUCAUAUUGUGAAUAUAACCGGGCAUGACAAUGUUGGCAUAGGUGGUGAUUACGACGGUGUAGAAAGACAGCCUCAAGGAUUAGAAGAUGUUUCCAAAUAUCAAGAUUUAUUUGCUGCGUUACAAAGAAAAAAUCCACAACGAUGGACUGUUGAAAAUUUAAAAAAAUUAGGACAUAAAAACCUAAUUCGAGUACUUGCUGAAGCUGAAAAGGUUCGAGAUAGUUUAAUAUUUGCUGAGCCUGAUUCUAGUGUAAUUGACAAAAUAGAUUUGGAAAAUGAAAAUGCUAUCAAUGGUGAUAUAAAAAAAUGUCGCAGUGAUUUAUGAUU
Messenger RNA from Chrysoperla carnea, 1280 nucleotides. Its product is annotated as dipeptidase 1-like. Gene Ontology annotation, biological process: proteolysis. The coding region runs from base 73 to 1278 and encodes 401 amino acids. Gene Ontology annotation, molecular function: metallodipeptidase activity. Lineage: Eukaryota; Metazoa; Arthropoda; Insecta; Neuroptera; Chrysopidae. The transcript has 9 exons. The record is from RefSeq and is a predicted model, not a curated record.